This is a messenger RNA of Cynoglossus semilaevis (tongue sole), 3174 nucleotides long. It is a transcript of the gene lrrc75a, whose product is annotated as leucine rich repeat containing 75A. The record is from RefSeq and is a predicted model, not a curated record. The transcript is spliced from 6 exons. Bases 1699 to 3150 code for a protein of 483 amino acids. NCBI's taxonomy places the organism in Eukaryota, Metazoa, Chordata, Actinopteri, Pleuronectiformes, Cynoglossidae.
CCUUUUUAAUUUUAUGGUAUCCUAAAACACAGCAUUGUGUUUACUUGGUGCAGUAGAAGGAAAAUACAGUACAUUCAAAAGUGCCCUUAAUAAGGUUCGCAUUUAAUUUUACAAAUAAGAUGCACAUUUUCAGCUCCAAUAAACUCCGAAAUACAAAUUUGAGAACAGUAAAAUUUAAGUACAAAUGGCUAAUUUGAUUGAUUAAUAGGAAAUGUCACCGAAAUAAGACGUUUUUUUUUGGGGGGGGGGGCGUUUACAGCCGAAUUAAUUUAAGGAGUGACUAUUGUUUUAACAAAAGAUGAGUCAUCGUGGUGAGUUAGAUAAACCUCGGACAUUUAACAAUCCAAAAUAGAAACACUUGUUCCCAACUGACAGCAGUCUCUCAGGACGACAGGACGUCACGUUCACUUUCACCUUACAAACUUGGCGGCGCUCGUGCUCCGGGGGCCCCGCCCAUCCCGCCUUGACGAGCACACGCGGCGCGCGUCCAAGUCAGCUGAACAGUGAGAGUGAUACACGCAACUGAGUCCCAGCCGAGGAGAGGAAAGGAGGGAAGACACGGACCCACACUCCCGCUUCUUCCUGUUCUGUUUUUCUGCGGCAACACAGCGGCUCUGGGGCGCGGGCAGCGAGAGAACGACGGUGUAUCCGCUCCUCCAGCAGCUUCAGGCGGAUACACGGUGGCUGCUUCACUGCAGGUAAACUCACGACUUCAGCUUCAGGAAGGAGAGGUGUGGAGGGAAGAAGAAGAAGAAGAGGAGACGUAAACAUUGCCUUGCCCUGCUUCGUGCAUCACUUCUUCUACUGCUGCUGCUCUGGUGCAGGACAGAGGAGUCUGUUUUGAGCAGGAUGAGGAAAACACCACGCUGCUGUCGAGGGUAAAUAUUUUGGUGAAGUUGUGUUCGGGAUAGCAGGCUCUGCUGCUGCUGCCCACCCUGUCUCCCUGUAUCUCUGUAUCGCUGACUCCCUGUAUCUCUGUAUCUCCGUCUGCCCUGUAUCCCCCUGACUUUGCUGUGUCCCUGCUCUGCGGCCAUGCUGCGGGCUCCAUUCUCAGACCUUUUCCCCACUUGAGCUUCACCUUCCUGGAUUAUCAAGUUCCCAGUGGCCGGAAACUACUACAAAUGCCGCCUGCCCUUUCCUGGUCUAUGGAGAAUCAUUUUGCCUCCUUCGAAAGUGUGGAAACAAAGAUUCAAACGACUAAUUACUAACGGUUAAAUUAUUUGACCUUUUUUCUUUUUCUCAUGACAGAUUAAUCCUAAUGGAAUGAACACAUUCUGAGAUUUCACGUUUUUGAAAGUGGAUAAAGAUCCAAUGUUUUUGAUUCUCUGUAUCGUCAAACCAGUUUCUGGGACCAAAAGUUUUUAGGACAAACAGAGGGAACAUGGCAGUACUGCAUCAUUUUAUUUUUUUUAAACACCCAAUAUAACUGAGUAUAUUAAGACACAGACAUUUUUGUUCAGGUUUGUGACUUGGAAACAACCCUACUUAAAACCUCCACGUUUUGGUUUUACACCAUGAAAACAGUUUAAAGUUUUCACAGUUGUUUUCAUAUCCAAGUUCUGGAUUUUAAGGAGACGAGAUCCCUCCUGACAUUUUGUCAUGCAAAGUGUCUAAAGCCCACAUCGAUCCAGCCUCUGGGUGUCUGUGAUAGUUGGGGAGCAGUCACGGUUCACAGCCAGCGCAGACGGCAACACUACCAUGGGUGCUAAACAGACCAAAGGCCAGGAAGCCGGAGGAGCCAGUCCUCAGCACAGCUGGAAGAGGACUCCUACCAAGGAGCGAGGGGACAUCUUGGCGUCCCUCAUGCUGAAGUCCGGGGACAGAUUGAGCCGCGGUGGGACGCCGCCACCCUACCAGCGACGCAUCGGCAUGAUCCAGGAGAUGAUGCUGAUGGCCAAGCAGGGCAAGCAGGACGAAGCCACAGAGAUGCUGAAAACACUCCGACAGGACCUGGGGAUGGAGUCAACAUCCCUUGAUGACGUCUUGUACCGCUACGCCAGCUUCAGGAACCUGGUCGACCCCAUCACACACGACCUGAUUAUCAGCCUGGCUCGAUACAUCCACUGUCCCAAGACGGAGGGCGAUUCUCUCGGGGCGAUGGAGAAGGUUUGUCGUCAGCUGACCUACCAUCUCAGUCCACACUCUCAGUGGAGGAGACAAGGCCUGCUCAAGAGGAAACCUCAAGCCUGUCUGAAGGCUGUUCUCUCAGCACCUCCACCCAGCGGUGCCUUGGAUCUCUCUGGGAUCCCCCUCACGGCUCGAGACAUGGAGCGUCUGUGUGCCCACUUACAACGCUAUGUGUCCACUGUGGUCAGCCUGGAGCUGGGCUUCACUGAGCUCACGGACGAGGCUUUCCUCCUGCUGCUGCCCACACUGGCUGCACUGCCACAUCUGGAGACCCUGGCCCUGAACGGAAACAGGCUGACCAGAGUAAUUCUCAAGGAGCUGACGGAUGCCCUGAAGGAUCCAGGCAGUUUUCCCAGCGUCACGUGGAUCGACCUCGGGAACAACGUGGACAUCUUCUCCCUGCCUCAGCCGUUCCUGGUCAGCCUGAGGAAACGCUGCCCCAAGCAGGGCAACCUGCCCACCAUCCUGGAGUUCGGUGAGAGUCAGGCCAGUGACCCCCCAGAGAGGCUGAGAGGGCUGGAGGAAGAGGAGGAGGUCACAGACGACACCAAUCGGACUGAGAGCAUGGACGAGCUGCGGUCGGAGGUGGAAGAGGAGCUGGACGGUGAGAUGGAGAUCGAGGAAAUGAUGGAGGAGCUGUUGGAUUUUGACAGGGAAGUGCGGGGCAAGGAGGACGAGGAGGAGGAGAGUAUGUGGACAGUGCAGGAACAGCGGAAGGGGAGGAGAGGUUUGGGGAGGAAAGAAGAGGCUGAGGUCAGUGAAAAAGAGGUGAGGAAGAGGAGAGGGCCGCAUCAGCAGCAGGAGGAACAGCAGCAGCAGCAACAACAGCAGCAGCAGCAACAACAGCAGCAGCAGCAGCAGCUGGGCAGGAAGGCAGUGAUGGAUGAGGACGACACGCAUAGCCUGUCCUACUCCAGCCGCCUGUCCUACUCCAGCCACUCGCAACACUCCUCCGGAGCCACCGAGCCAAUAAGGGUGGCGCAGGAGGAAGACUUGACCGACCAAUCGGACCACUUGACCUGAUUGAUGCUCUGCUUGGCUCUCGCU